Messenger RNA from Hibiscus syriacus, 764 nucleotides. RefSeq names its product gamma-interferon-responsive lysosomal thiol protein-like. Gene Ontology annotation, molecular function: oxidoreductase activity, acting on a sulfur group of donors, disulfide as acceptor. The record is from RefSeq and is a predicted model, not a curated record. The coding region runs from base 33 to 764 and encodes 243 amino acids. NCBI's taxonomy places the organism in Eukaryota, Viridiplantae, Streptophyta, Magnoliopsida, Malvales, Malvaceae. The transcript is spliced from 5 exons.
GAUUCGGCAUUGUGCAGAAAGAUCUUUAAAAAAUGGGUUAUUUUCAGCCAUUGAUAUUCUUUGUUCUGGCAGCUUUUCCAUUCUUGUUUGUUUCUCCAUCUCAUUCCUCUUUAGAUCAUGAUGAUGUUGAGAUUUUCUCUCCUGCCAGACAAGAUGGUAAUGUUACUUUGUCACUGUACUAUGAAACUUUAUGCCUAGGUUGUGCCUCGUUUAUCACAAAUGACCUUGUGAAGGUCUUCCAGACUGAUCUGUAUACCAUUGUCAAUCUAAGGUUGGUCCCUUGGGAUAAUGCCGACAUCGUCGGCGAUUUAAUCCGUUGCCAGCAUGGAGAAGAUGAAUGCUACUUGAAUGCCAUACAUAGCUGUGUCAUCCACUUGUGGCCUGAUGAGAAAACGCACUUCGGUUUCGUUCGCUGCACGGAAGAACAGAGGUUAAAGGAGGUGCCAGUUAGAAGCAAAGAAGCAAUGUGGAGAAAUUGCAGUGACCAACUGGGAUUGAGAGUGGACAUGAUAAAGAAACGCUAUGCUACUGGAAUUGGAAUGAAGACUGCAAUUCUCAAUCCACCUCAUGAAUAUGUUCCAUGGGUGGUGGUGAAUAACCAGCCACUCAAAGAUGACUAUGAAAAUUUUGUGAAAUAUGUCUCUGAUGCUUAUCAAGGUGAAACUAAACCAGAGGCCUGCAAUGCACAAUCAUCCAGUGUCGGUUCAAAGAAUCGGAGGAUGGGAACUAAAAUCCAUCCGGGCUGCUAUGCCGAACAAAGUUGA